Messenger RNA from Hipposideros armiger (great roundleaf bat), 3412 nucleotides. It is a transcript of the gene XCR1, whose product is annotated as X-C motif chemokine receptor 1. Gene Ontology annotation, molecular function: C-C chemokine binding; C-C chemokine receptor activity. Lineage: Eukaryota; Metazoa; Chordata; Mammalia; Chiroptera; Hipposideridae. The coding region runs from base 58 to 1059 and encodes 333 amino acids. The record is from RefSeq and is a predicted model, not a curated record. Gene Ontology annotation, biological process: calcium-mediated signaling; cell chemotaxis; G protein-coupled receptor signaling pathway. The transcript is spliced from 2 exons. Gene Ontology annotation, cellular component: external side of plasma membrane; membrane.
AUUUCUGCUUCAAGACACGCAUAAAGAGGUGUAGCUAUAGAUGCUCUCAAUGUCUAGAUGGAGCCCUCAGGCAUCCCAGAGUCCACCACUUCUCUUUAUUAUUACGAUACUAUGAGCAUUCUGUGUGAGAAGCAGAUCUUCACCUUUGCUGCCUUAAGCACCACCAUCCUGUACAGCCUGGUGUUCUUCCUCAGCCUGGUGGGCAACAGCCUGGUGUUGUGGGUCCUGGUGAAGUGUGAAAGCCUGGAGUCCCUCACCAAUAUCUUCAUCCUCAACCUGUGCCUCUCAGACCUGGUGUUCUCCUGCUUGUUGCCUCUGUGGGUCUUGGAAUACCACUGGGGCUGGCUGCUGGGAGACUUCCCCUGCAAGCUCUUCAAUAUGGUCUUUUCCAUCAGCCUCUAUAGCAGCAUCUUAUUCCUGACCAUCAUGACCAUCCACCGCUACCUGUCCGUGGUGAGCCCCCUCUCAUCCCUGCGAGUCCACACUCUCCGAUGCCGAGUGCUGGUGACCACAGCUGUGUGGGCAGCCAGCAUCCUGUCCUCCAUCCCCGAUGCCAUCUUCCACAGAGUGUUUCAUUCAGAAACUUCCCGUUGUGAUUAUUCAGAAAUCAAGUGGUACCUGGCCUCCGUCUACCAGCACAACGUCUUCUUCCUGCUCUCCAUGGGGAUUAUCCUGUUCUGCUACGUGGAGAUUCUCAGGACCCUGUUCCGGUCACGGUCCAAACGGCACCACCGGACAGUCAGGCUUAUCCUCACCAUUGUGCUGGCACACUUCAUCAGCUGGGCUCCCUACAACCUGGUCCUGUUUGUGCAGUCACUGUUGAAACUGGAGGUCAUCCAGAGCUGUAAGCUCAUCCAGCAGCUGGAUUAUGCCUUGCUCAUCUGCCGCGAUUUUGCCUUCUCCCAUUGCUGCUUCAAUCCAGUGCUCUACGUCUUCGUUGGGGUCAAGUUCCGCAGACACCUCAAAAGUCUGCUCCGGCACUUCUGCCGGUCACAGGGGUCUUCCCUGUUACCUCACUCCCCAAGUGCCUUCCACUAUGAGGGCGCUUCCUUCUACUGAAAGGGAGUUUGUGCUGCAGGUAGAGAUUGACAGAGGAGCUGGAGGGGGAGCAAAGAGAAGUGGUGCAGGAAGGAGCACUUCAGAAGACACAAUAGAAGACGGAAUGCUACGGCGUCCCAGGGGUAAGGGCAAAUGCAAUACAUUCCACCAGGUACAUGGCCCCUCUUCUGCAGAAAAGUGGAUCCCUACCUGCAAAUUUUAUAUCGCCAUUGAGAAAAACAUUUCUUGUAUUCUGAGUUCAUCAUUCAUUCCUUCAUUUACUCAUUCAUUUAGACAUGGAUUUCUUAUCAUUGCGUAGUUCAGAAGGUUCUAAAACAUGAAAGGGUUCCCAGAAAGGAGCAUCCUUCAAGACUUGAUGAGGGCCUGAAACUCACUGUGUGUGAUAAUUAUGCCCCAGUCACUCACACUCCAAACCUGAGUCAUCUUCGAGCCCUGUAUUUCCUUUCCCUCCACUUCCAUGGCCAAGAUCUGUUGCCUCUGCCUGCUCAGUGUCUCUCAGAGAUGUUCUUGCCAUCACAUGCCCAUGGAUUUAUUCCCAAAUGGCCUCACUUACUUAGCAUCUUCCUGCUGCUCAUCUCUUUCCCCACCAAGUGUCCUCUGCGUUGAACCCAGAGUGCUUCAAAACCCUUAGUGGCUUUCAAAGCCCCUACAAUCUAGUGCCAAUUGACUUUUCCAUUCUUAUUCCCCCCUAAGCUCCCACCCCCAAUGAGCUUGGGAUCCAACCACAAAAGACCACUGGGUGGGGUACCAGUGAAGGGAUAAAGCUCUAGGGGGCUAACUAACCAAUAGAUGGGGCCAUUACUCACCGCCAAUGGAAGAAAUAGCAAAGAAAGGAGACCAUGAGAUGGUUACAGGUCAGAGAUAAGCCUAUGGGCUUCUGUCAGGCUAAUCAUUCGGCACCUCCUCAAACAGAUAGUAUUAAACUUUUGUUCAACUUUUAUUUAGAUGUCAGGCUCAGCCCAGGGAGCAGAAGGGCAAAGGAUUCCAGCUCACACACCCACCUGGCCAAACCAAAGCACCAUGGGUUUUGAGCCCGCUCUUCUUAGAAGGCAGGUUCUGGGGUAUCACCACAGAGCAUGUCCUUAGAGAAGCUUGCUUCACUGUCUACACCCUAUCCCAUUCCUUCACAUCCUAAGAUGCUUAUCCAAAUAUUCCUUUCAACAACACACAGCCACAUCCCUUGGGGCACUUCAUUAAAUACAAUCAUGCCCUUCUCUUUACAUCUCUAGUGAUGUUUUGGCACUCCCAAUAGACUAGCUCUCAGGGUGGUGUUUAAGCAAGGUCUUCUCCUAAUCCAGCUUCUUGGAAAUCCAAGGGAAGCGGCACAGAGACAGGAAGGUAUCAACAGGAAGAUAGAGGGGCAUCCUACCAGAAAGGACUUUGGGUGAGACCCGUGACUGCACUCUACAUUCUCUGACCACACCCUUCAUUGGCCACAACCUUCUGCUCUCCCUUCCCUCUAUCCACUGAAACCACUGUUAGACCUCAGGUGGGCUCUUGUAGACCUAUCCCUCCCUCUCCAGUUGAAAAAUGGUGCCCUGGACACAAGGCUGCAGACCUGCCACUCCCGGAACAUAAAAAAUCUACAGCGGGUCCUGGGGAAGAUCCUCUUCCCAGGGUUUCCAUCUCCAUCCUCUCUCAAAUAAAAUCAAGAAGAGAGGAGCCUUGCUGAUUCCUGAGAGGAAUGGGCCUCCAAGCCCGGGGCAGCCCCAGACCUCAGAUGACCUCAGCCAGAGUGGCACUUCCUCAGGGACACAACCUGUGUUGCAUGUCUAGAACUUUCCUUGGUGCCUAGUAAUAUUUGUGGUUGGUUAUGUGGAUAGGAGACCAUAGUUUUGGCUUUUUUCUACUUCUGUUUCCUCUUCUGACACUUGCUUAUAUUAUAUCUUCUCGUCAACUCCAAGUAUCAUCUAUGGGCUUCCCAUGAAUUGUUCUCCAGAGCCCACCGGCCCAGGCAUCACCUGGUUUGUUGAACUCCUAAUGGUUUUCACUUGUGAAAGCUGCCUGUGACAGGACAAAGAGACCCACAAGUAUGGAAAGCCCAGUAGGACAGAUUUUCAAAGUAAACUGGCUGAGAAAGCUCUUGGAAUUUGAGCCCUGGCCCCAAACCCCAAUACCAAGCUCUUUUACUUACCCACUGUGACUUCGGGCCUCUCAGAGCCUCAGUGUCUUCAUCUGUAAAACUGUAGAAAUGUUGACAACACAAAGACAGACUCUACUCACGUGAUGGAGGUAUCCAUGAAGCCAUGUCUGUAAAAGUAUUGCUUUGCAAAUCAUUCAGCCCCGACUAAUUUGAAUUACUAUUGCUGUCAUCUCAUAAAAACAGAAAGCAUCAUUGUAUCAUAUGCACAAA